CACGAAAAGUCCCGUAAAGUGAUAGAGAAUACGGGUAAAUAUUAUGGAACGUUAAUGGUAACGAGUCCUGUUAUGCGGCUUAUAAUUUUUCCUUGUUUUGUUUCCUUGUUUUUCGUUUUUAUAAAUUUUUCAUGGCAGAAGAGGGACAUGCAUCACCGGAGUUUAUCAUUCCCGGCGAUGAUGAAUAUGAUGAUUUCCCUGAAAGACCGAUGGACAGCUGGUUAAAUGAUGAAGCAUGUCUUCCAGUGACAUUUUAUCAGUUCGAUUCUACGGAGAUUCGAUGUACGACUCCGAAGAAAAAGGCGAAGAUGAUUGGAAAAUAUAUUAUGGGAGAUUUAUUGGGAGAAGGAUCCUAUGGUAAAGUUAAAGAGCUUCUUGAUUCGGUGUCACUCUGUCGCAGAGCUGUCAAAAUUCUGAAGAAGAAAAAACUCCGAAAAAUUCCUAAUGGAGAAAGAAAUGUGCAAAGAGAAAUUCGUCUGCUCAGAAAACUUGAUCACAAAAAUGUUAUUAAGUUAAUUGAAGUUAUGUAUAGUGAAGAAAAGCAAAAAUUAUAUCUGGUAUUUGAAUAUUGUGUUUCUGUUCUACAAGAGCUUUUAGAUUCAGUUCCUCAAAAGAAGUUUCCUAUUUGGCAAGCUCAUGGGUAUUUUUGUCAGUUGCUAGAUGGCUUAGAAUAUUUGCAUAGUAAAGGGAUUGUUCAUAAAGACAUAAAACCAGGUAACCUGCUACUUGCAAACUGUGGAACUUUAAAAAUAUCCGAUUUGGGUGUUGCUGAGGCGUUAGAUAAUUUUGCCAUAGAUGAUACAUGUCAUACAAGCCAAGGAUCUCCUGCAUUUCAACCUCCGGAAAUAGCGAAUGGUGAUGAAGAAUUUUCAGGAUUCAAAGUAGAUGUGUGGUCUUCAGGUGUAACUUUGUUUAAUAUCACUACUGGAAAAUAUCCUUUUGAAGGAGACAGCAUUUAUAAAUUGUAUGAAAAUAUUGGAAAAGGUGAAGUGACAAUUCCUGAAGAUUUGGACAAGUCUUUGCAAGAAUUACUUUCAGGCAUGCUACAAAAAGACCCUAAUUCAAGAAUGACUCUCAAUGAAGCGAUGGACCAUUGUUGGGUGAGAAGACGUCCUCCUGUUCUUGCAGAAUGUGUAUCAAUUCCUAAGAGAUCUGAAAAAGAUGUAUACCGAAAUAUGACUGUGAUACCAUAUUUAAAAGCACUUCAUGGUGGUGAAGAAGAAAUAGAAAGUGAAGAUGAUGAGGAUAUCUUUUACAGAGUAAUUCCAAGUACAAAUUAUGAACCAGCUGCUCAAGCUAUUGAAAGUGAGCCUUCUGCUAGUUCAAAGAAGUGUUCAAGGAAGAAAAAGCGUAAAGCAAUAAAUUGUAUUAAUGUUAGAACUGAUUUCUGCAAACAAUCAUAA
This is a messenger RNA of Uloborus diversus, 1403 nucleotides long. RefSeq names its product serine/threonine-protein kinase STK11-like. The transcript has 8 exons. Bases 132 to 1403 code for a protein of 423 amino acids. Gene Ontology annotation, cellular component: nucleus; cytoplasm. Lineage: Eukaryota; Metazoa; Arthropoda; Arachnida; Araneae; Uloboridae. Gene Ontology annotation, biological process: glucose homeostasis; establishment of cell polarity; DNA damage response. The record is from RefSeq and is a predicted model, not a curated record. Gene Ontology annotation, molecular function: protein kinase activator activity; ATP binding; protein serine/threonine kinase activity.